CUUGGGAUGGCCUGGGAGUUAAAUUUCCUCUAAAAAAAUUCAUUUGAGAAAUUUAGAUCCCAAAGUAAAUCGAAGAUAGACAUAAUUGAACUCACUAUUUCAAUCCAGAGAAAAGUGAAGAUUCCAAAUCCGAAAGUCCAAAUAAAAGGUUGAAAUUUGAAAGUUGAAGAUCUAACAGUUACAGACGAAGUAAACAUGGCGGACUAUUCUGAAUUAUGUGAGGAAUCCGAAAGAAUCAACGGUGAGAAAACCAAAACCAAAAGAAGUAAGCCGGAAGAAACACUCUACGGCGUUCUCCACCGUCUGAUUGUGAUGAUUUUCUUCCCUGAUCAGAAUACCAGCAUCGCAUCAACUCCUCUGCUGCAGCGGGUAAAGAUUUCUCUAUCCGAGAAUUGUUCCCCCCUUCUCGAAGCUUCGAAACAGACUGGCCAGCAUGUUCUUCUCUGGACCCGUAGGGGCAGUCCUCUUCGUGCACUCUUGGUCAUCUCUGUUGGGAUGAUUACUCUUCUUACCUUGACAGGAUUGCUUGUAUUUAUGCUUUUCCUUCUGACUGCAACUGUCAAUGCCAUUAUCGUCUCCCUUCUCCUUUCUUUGGCAGCAGCAGGAGGCUUCUUGGCACUAUUUUUUGCUUGUGUAACUGCUAUUUAUAUUGGGGCAUUAUCUGUUGCUGCUUUUGUUAUUUCCACUGCAACAAUUUCAGCAAUUUUCGCUGUUAUGGUGGCUACAGGUUGGAUUGGGUUCUUUUGUGUCUUUUGGUUGGCUAUGAAGAAAAGUGUGGGUCUUGCUAAGCACUCAUUGCGCAUCACUGGUUCAACACUUUCAGCUUACUCUUCUGCUCAGCGUGCUCGUCACCAGACUGAACCGGAAUACAUUUCAAAUUGAACUGUUGCUACAAACUUAUGUGGGUAGAUGUUUAUAUGCCUUCAAUACUUGUAUAUGUUUAAUAAUAUUCAGGACCUUGUCUAUAGUUUGGGAGCAUUUAUUUCUUUUAGGACUGAGUCUGAAGCAUAUUUUAUUUAUUAAUUAAGGAUUUUCAAAGGACUGAAGCAGUUGCGUUCUGUAUAUUUAUACGUAACAAAAAAUGAAAGUUUUAAGAAGUUUUAAGGGUAUGUUUGAUUGGAGGGUAAUCCC
Pistacia vera is the source of this 1131-nucleotide messenger RNA. RefSeq lists its product as uncharacterized. The transcript is spliced from 3 exons. NCBI's taxonomy places the organism in Eukaryota, Viridiplantae, Streptophyta, Magnoliopsida, Sapindales, Anacardiaceae. The record is from RefSeq and is a predicted model, not a curated record. Bases 196 to 882 code for a protein of 228 amino acids.